AUGACGUCAGCUCCAUACUUGGCAUUGAAGGUUUUGAACCAACUCGCAAUCGAUGAGGGUGCUUCAUUUCCGUUGGCGACUCCCAUAGUCGAUCGUCAAACGUACGUCGACGACUUUAUUUUCGGUGCCGACGACAAGGCGAUCGCUCGUCAAACGCGCGAUCAGGUUGCUUCCCUUCUAAAAAGAGGUGGAUUCGUGCUUAGAAAAUGGGCAAGCAACCUGUCCGAACUCCUUGACGAUGUCGAAGCUACCGAUCACGGUCUCGCUCACGGCCGAGAGUUACGAGAAGAUGAGAGCUUAAAAAUUCUCGGUCUCACAUGGAAACCAGAUCGCGACAUCUUCCAAUUUAUCGUUACAAUUUCCGAUCCGCCUGGCGAUACCAAAAGAAAAAUCCUGUCCGCCAUCGCUAAGCUUUUCGAUCCACUCGGAUGGGCAACUCCCGUGAUUAUUCGAGCAAAAAUUUUGAUGCAACGCCUUUGGAUAGCCAACUGUGAUUGGGACGACGUCGUCCCAUCGAAACUGCUUGAAGCCUGGCAACAUUAUCACAUUCAUCUCCAUCAACUGGAAGAGGUGACGAUUCCCCGCUGGACUCAACUCAGUCAGCAAGUACAGUAUCGAGAAUUGCACGGAUUCUCAGAUGCAUCAACCAAGGCAUCCGCUGCAGCGGUGUACCUUCGCGUUGUCAAGAUGAACGGGAUGGUCUCGGUCAAUCUCCUAGCCGCAAAAUCAAAAGUCGCUCCCGUCAAGACAAUUAGCGUUCCGCGACUUGAGUUAUCCGCCGCUCAGUUACUCGCACGACUCAUCCAAUUUAUUCGCGAAUCCCUCGACUUUCAGGAGACAAAAGUUUCUUGUUGGACCGAUUCCACAAUCACACUUGCUUGGUUGAGCCGACCUUCCACUACAUGGAAGACCUUUAUCGCCAACAGAGUCGCCGCGAUUCACACUCUACUACCGGAAACUCCAUGGCGUCACAUACCGACUAAAGACAAUCCUGCCGACUGUGCGUCGCGCGGCAUUUCUCCAAACGAUCUUGCCACAAAUAUUCAUUGGUGGUCAGGACCCGAUUGGCUUACUCAAUCUUCCGAGCAUUGGCCUAGCUCUCCAUCGGAUUUCGACCCCCGCGCGCUCAGCGAACAACGCGAAAACCAAUCUCUAAAUGCCACCGUUGUCGCACCGUGGGAUCUAUCACAGCGUUAUUCAUCAUGGAGCAAGCUCCUUCGAAUAACAGCCUACAUCUAUCGAUUCGUAACGAAUUCCCGCGCUCGAAAUACCGAUACCAACACGACGAUACGACAACCUAGUGCUCGAAUCUAUUUAACUCCGACUGAGAUUAAGUCCGCGGAAGCCUUUUGGAUUCGUCACAUUCAAGCCGAAAUUUUCCCGUGCGAGAUUUCGUCACUCGGCAAAGCGGCUCCAAUAAAGAAGACCAGCUCAUUGCUGUCAUUGAAUCCAUAUCUCGACGAUAACCAAAUGAUUCGACUUGGUGGCCGGCUUCGGAAUGCCACCUUGACCGACGACAUUCGCAAUCCGAUUGUCCUCAAAGACCAUCCCUUGGUCAGGAUUAUCAUAAUGGACACCCACCGACGAUCUCUGCACGCUGGAUCCCAAUUAACGCUGGCUCGCCUUCGAGAAAAAUUUUGGAUCUUACGAGCUCGCUCUCUAGUCCGCGCUGUACUAUACUCAUGUGUACCUUGUACACGAGAGAAGGCUCAGAUUCCCACCGAACUUAUGGGUGACCUUCCGAAUGUAAGAGUAAAUCGCUCAAAUCGAGCGUUCGAACAUACCGGUGUCGAUUAUGCCGGUCCUAUCCUCGUGCGUACCUCUCGUGGACGAGGCCAUAAGGCACACAAAGCCUAUAUUUCCGUGUUCGUCUGUAUGACGACAAAGGCGAUCCACCUCGAGCUCGUCAGCGAUUACUCGUCAGACGCUUUUAUCGCUACAUUACAUCGCUUCGUGUCCCGCCGCGGAUAUCCUUCGUCGAUUUAUUCAGAUAAUGGAACUACGUUCCAAAGUGCCGAUCGAGAACUUAGAAUCGCAAUUGCGAAGGCUCUCGAAAAUUCGGACUUCCAAAACGCGCUUUCGACCGACGCCGUAACAUGGCAUUUUGUACCACCUUCCGCUCCACACUUCGGUGGACUAUGGGAAGCUGCCGUACGCAGCGUCAAGUACCAUUUAAGACGCUGUAUCGGGUCACACACACUGACAUUCGAAGAACUAACCACAGUUCUUUGUCGUAUCGAAUCCUGUUUGAAUUCUCGUCCUCUUGGCUCCGUGUCCGACAAUUUCGAUGAUUAUAAUGCGCUAACGCCAGGACACUUCUUAAUCGGAGGACCAAUUCUGGCUGCGCCACAGCCGAGCGUUCUCGAUCAUAACGAAACUCGCCUUUCCCGCUGGCAACACAUUACCGAAAAAUUUUGGAAAUCUUGGUCAAACGAUUAUUUAUAG
Molecule: messenger RNA, 2445 nt
Organism: Vollenhovia emeryi
Lineage: Eukaryota; Metazoa; Arthropoda; Insecta; Hymenoptera; Formicidae
Exons: 1
Coding region: 1-2445 (814 amino acids)
Biological process (GO): DNA integration
Molecular function (GO): nucleic acid binding
Source: RefSeq, a predicted model, not a curated record